Messenger RNA from Cyphellophora attinorum, 1590 nucleotides. RefSeq lists its product as uncharacterized. Gene Ontology annotation, molecular function: medium-chain fatty acid-CoA ligase activity. The transcript has a single exon. Lineage: Eukaryota; Fungi; Ascomycota; Eurotiomycetes; Chaetothyriales; Cyphellophoraceae. Gene Ontology annotation, biological process: fatty acid metabolic process. The record is from RefSeq and is a predicted model, not a curated record. The coding region runs from base 1 to 1590 and encodes 529 amino acids.
AUGGGUUCUAUAGCUGCAUUAUCACAGCACGGCAAGCGUUUGCUACACGUGACUAUUGACGAAAUUGCUUGGGAUGAUCCCGACAGGCCAUAUGCUUCGCUGCCAUACGACGAUGACAACCUUUCAAAGGGCUACGAGGACAUCACGUUCGCUGUCCUGGCAAAUGCUAUCAACAAGCUAGCAUGGCAUAUUCAGUCGUGUCUUGGUACAGACUCAGACCUCCACACCUAUACCUACAUAGGCACGCCCGAUCUACGAUACCAAAUAAUGUCGAUGGCAACAGCAAAGCUUUCAAAGCGAGUGCUCUUCUCCAGUCACAUGCAUUCAACGGAAGCACAUCUCAACCUGAUGUUUAAAACCGACACCCGAGCAAUGUUCACUGCCACGGGCGUUGACGUGUCAGACAUUCUUGCAGCUCGACCCGUCCCGCACUUCCACAUCCCCUCGCUGGAAGAGCUCCUGUCCCCAACCGCCACGAAACACUACCCAUACUCAAAGACUUUCUCAGAAGCCGCACUCGACGACUACCUAGUCCUCCACUCCUCCGGCUCCACCGGCCUCCCCAAACCCAUCACGGUGAACCACGCCGCCAUGGCCUGCCUAGACAACAUCGCCUCCCUCCCAUCAAUCGACCCGCACACAGGCCAACAACGCCGCUUCGCCAACAAUCCCGGUCCCGGCACGCGCUUUCUCCUCCCGUUUUUGCCCUUUCAUGGGAUUUGCUGCAUCGUCUUCCCCCCAGCAUUCGUCUUCCACGGCGCCGUCUACGUCCCCGGGCUGCGCCACCGCCUCACCAAACCCACCGACAUCUUCUCCAUCCUCGACCACGCCAACAUCACCGACGCCUUUUUAUCUCCAGCAAUAAUCGAAGACAUCGUCUCCCACCCCUCCGCCGGCACCUACCUCUCCAAGAUCCGCACCCUCUUCUUCGGCGGCGCCGCCAUGAACGCCACCGCCGCCACUACCGCGGCAAAGUACACGAACCUACAGAACCAAUGGGGCGUCACCGAGAACGGCAAAGCCGUCGACCUCCUCACCUCUGCUUCCGACCACGCGUACAACGCCUUCGACCUCGUUGCCGCAGGCAUGCGCUUCCAACCCCUCCCCUCAACCGACCCAACCCAACCUGUAAUCUACCAGUUAUUCUUCGACCCCACGCCCGAAGCCCUCCCGCAACAAGCAUACUUCACGCGCCUCCCGGCACGAGAGACCUUGGAGCCAUUCGACACGGGUGAUCUGUGGCUCGCACACCCAGACCCCGCGAAAGCGAAGUUCACCUUUCGAUUCAUUGGGCGGACGGAUGAUCUGAUCAGCUUCAAGGACGGGAGCAAUUUCCAUCCGACAGAUUGGGAGUUGGCGCAUGCGGAACAUCCCCUUGUAAGAUCUGCGGUGUUGGCUGGGGUUGGGCAUCGGCAGGUUUUGCUCUUGUUGGAGCUUCAUCCCGAGGCUUUGGGAACGACGGAUGGGGCGGAUGGUGUAGCGGGGCAGCGAAAUGAGGAGGAAGUGCUCGAGAAGCUAUGGCGGGAGUCGAUCUCCCGCGUCAAUGCACGGGCGCCAGGAAUGGGCGGGUGGGAAAGAGGCAUGUGUUGA